CUGUGUGUGAGAAGGGAUUCAGUUGGUCAUCCCACCUGUGGACACACCGGUCAGUUGACACUGGGCAGAGGCUGGUCAUCUGCUGAAUUUGUGGAAGGAUUCACUCGGUCAUCUGACCUAAUGGCUCACCAGCGAGUUCACACUGGAGACCGGCCGUUCACCUGCUCAGACUGCGGGAAGGAAUUCACUCGAUCAUCCCAACUGAAGGUACAUCAGCGAGUUCACACUGGAGAGAGGCUGUUCACUUGCUCAGUGUGUGGGAAGGGAUUCACUCGGUCAUCCACCCUACUGACACAUCAGUCAGUUCACACUGGGGAGAGGCCGUUCACCUGCUCUGACUGUGGGAAGAGAUUCAUUUCCUCGUCCCACCUGAAGGUACAUCGGCGAGUUCACACUGGGGAGAGGCCAUUCACCUGCUCAAACUGUGGGAAGGGAUUCACUUCCUCAUCCCAACUGAAGGAACAUCAGCGAGUUCACACUGGGGAGAGGCCGUUCAUCUGCACGAACUGUGGGAAGGGAUUCACUCGAUCAUCCAGUCUGAAGGUACAUCAGCAAGUUCACACUACGGAGAGGCUGUUCACCUGCUCAAACUGCGGGAAGGGAUUCAGUCAAUCAUCUGAACUGAAGGUACAUCGGCAAGUUCACAUUGGAGAGAGGCCGUUCACUUGCUCAGUGUGUGGGAAGGGAUUCACUCGGUCAGCCAACCUACUGUCACAUCAGUUAGUUCACACUGGAGAGUGGCCGUUCACCUGCUCAAACUGUGGGAAGGGAUUCACUUCCUCAUCCCAACUGAAGGUACAUCGGCGAGUUCACACUGGGGAGAAGCCGUUCAUCUGCUCAAACUGUGGGAAGGGAUUCACUCGGUCAUCUCAACUGAAGGUACAUCGGCGAGUUCACACUGGGGAGAGGCCGUUCAUCUGCUUGGACUGUGGGAAGGGAUUCUCUCAAUCAUCCAAACUGAAGGCACACCAGCGAGUUCACACUGGGGAGAGGCUGUUCACCUGCUCUGACUGUGGGAAGGGAUUUACUCGAUCAUCCCAACUGAAGAUACAUCAGCGAGUUCACACUGGAGGGAGGCCGUUCACCUGCUCAGACUGUGGGAGGCGAUUCACUCGGUCAUCCUUCCUACUGACACAUCAGUCAGUUCACACUGGGGAGAGGCCAUUCACCUGCUUGGACUGUGGGAAAGGAUUCACUUGCUCAUCCCACCUGAAGGUACAUCAGCGAGUUCACACUGGGGAGAGGCCAUUCACCUGCUCGGACUGUGGGGAGGGAUUCACUUGCUCAUCGCAACUGAAGAUACAUCAGCGAGUUCACACUGGGGAGAAGCCAUUCACCUGCUCAGAAUGUGGGAAGGGAUUCACUCAGUCAUCCCCCCUAAUGACACACCAGCGAGUUCACAGUGGGGAGCGGCCAUUCACCUGCUCAGUCUGUGGGAAGGGAUUCAUUCAGUUAUCUCAUCUGAAGAUACAUCAGCGAGUUCACACUGGAGAGAGGCCAUUCACCUGCUCAGAGUGUGGAAAGGGAUUCACUUCGUCCUCUCAACUACUGGGCCACCAGCGAGUUCACACUGGAGAGAGGCCGUUCACCUGCUCAGUGUGUGGGAAGGGAUUCACUCGGUUGUCUCAUCUUCAGAGACACCAGCGUGUUCACACAGGGGAGAGGUCGUUCACCUGCUCAGUGUGUGGGAAGAGAUUCAGUCGGUCAUCCAGCCUACAGAGACACCAGCAAGUUCACACUGGGUAGAGGCUGAUCACCUGCUCAGACUUUGGGAAGAGAUUCCCUCAGCCAUCGCCACCAAAUGUCCAUCAUUGAGUUCACACUGGGGAGAGGCCGUUCACCUGCUGGGAGUGUGUGAAGCAAUUCGCUCAGUCAUCUAACCGUAUGUAACUCUCGCUUCAGCGAGCAGCUUAAUAUCGGGGGUGGUAGCCCCCCAGCCUGGCCAAACUUAAAAAAGGUCAUUUAGGUGGAUGCUGCACGAUGUGUCCCCUGUUACAAAUCAGUACCCCAAAAUAACAAACGGUACAUAAUAUGCGAUUAAACGAUUGGGCUUUGUAGUUCUUUCUUUGACUAUAGGGCAAGUAAAAAAAAUAAUGAAGAAGAAAAAGAGCCCACUCUGUCCAUUCAUGUCUUCUCAUCUCCCCAGCAAAAUACAGUGAAAACCUCUCUUCCAGACUCACAAGAAAGAACAACAUUUCUCUCAUUGGAUAGCCCUGCACUCCAAAACCCUGUUAUCUCUAGU
This is a messenger RNA of Mobula hypostoma (lesser devil ray), 2242 nucleotides long. RefSeq names its product zinc finger protein 420-like. The transcript has a single exon. Gene Ontology annotation, biological process: urogenital system development; embryo development; regulation of transcription by RNA polymerase II. NCBI's taxonomy places the organism in Eukaryota, Metazoa, Chordata, Chondrichthyes, Myliobatiformes, Myliobatidae. Gene Ontology annotation, cellular component: nucleus. The record is from RefSeq and is a predicted model, not a curated record. Gene Ontology annotation, molecular function: DNA-binding transcription factor activity, RNA polymerase II-specific; RNA polymerase II transcription regulatory region sequence-specific DNA binding. The coding region runs from base 121 to 1746 and encodes 541 amino acids.